UUACUUACUGUCUGAGAGACUGAGACACUUUUCUGACCUCUCGGGCCUCGUGACAACAACCGUGAACUCACUAUGUCUUUAGCUUCCGCUCUGUUUCAUCCAUGAGAAGACCAAUUGUCCACUGGCUUCCUGUGUCUUUGAGAUUUCGAACUCUUGUCUGUUUCUGAUCUCUACCUAAUUAUUGCAUAUCUUAGGACGCGUACGCGGCGCGAUCAGCCUGCAGCAUAUUGCCCCGACACAUACACAUAGCCGGCACCAUAUACAUGUACUGAUCACACAACUCUCUGGCAUGAGCAAGGGUUUUGUUCCCCCGAAGACAUACACUCAACGCUUAUCGUCAUAUUGCGGUUGUGAACCGCAAGACUGCUGUCUGUCUCAGGACAGUCAUCCUCGCUACUGUUGGUACUUAUUGAGGAACCGCCAUGCGAGGUUUGCAGCACAGCUAGCUGGAGAGUGUGUGCGACUGUGCCAGCAGCCCCGGUGGGUUACACGAUCAUGCCUCCAGGCUGGGUCAGCACUCUGUCCCUUGCAGAUACUCCUUGGAGGAUCAGCCAACCACCCUCAUAUCGGGAGAUAUUCGGAUUUACUAGCUACAGUACUGUUGUCCCUAUCAGCUAUCUACUGCUGUUACGGCCAAUUUCAUCCACCAGGAAAUGAAAGAUUUCUGUCUUACGCCCACCAUGAACCUACCACGAACACCUCCAUCUCAGCUCAAUUGUUUGGGAUUGAGUCGUAUGAACCAUGGAUGGAGCCCCAACCCAUGAUGGAAUUUGUAAUCGUGGUAGAAUAGAUUGUCUGGGUGACUUACAAUAGUAACCCAACAGUACCAGAGAUAGGCAGAUAUUCAGCGCAGCCAAACCCCUACGAGCACUGUUCGCGUCGAGUCCAGGAAUCAGGGACGUGUUGGACACG
Aspergillus homomorphus CBS 101889 is the source of this 912-nucleotide messenger RNA. RefSeq lists its product as uncharacterized. Bases 290 to 790 code for a protein of 166 amino acids. The record is from RefSeq and is a predicted model, not a curated record. NCBI's taxonomy places the organism in Eukaryota, Fungi, Ascomycota, Eurotiomycetes, Eurotiales, Aspergillaceae. The transcript has a single exon.